This is a messenger RNA of Motacilla alba alba, 2707 nucleotides long. It is a transcript of the gene RNF114, whose product is annotated as ring finger protein 114. The record is from RefSeq and is a predicted model, not a curated record. The coding region runs from base 213 to 821 and encodes 202 amino acids. Gene Ontology annotation, molecular function: ubiquitin protein ligase activity. Gene Ontology annotation, biological process: protein polyubiquitination; ubiquitin-dependent protein catabolic process. NCBI's taxonomy places the organism in Eukaryota, Metazoa, Chordata, Aves, Passeriformes, Motacillidae. The transcript has 6 exons.
GGGCCGCGGGGGCUGCGGGGCCUCGGGGGAGCCGCGGCUCGGGCCCCGCGGGGCUGAGGGCAGCGGCUCCGCGCGCUGCUGUGCGCUCCGGCAGCGGCGCUGGGCUCGGCCGGGCCGGGCAGGGCCCGAGCGGCCUUGACGGGAGAAAGCGAAAGCGAAGCGGGGAAAGGAAGCCGGUGUGCUUCCACUUUCGCUUCCCGUCUCCCUGAGGAAUGCGGGCAUGGCCUGGCUGGACAAGGGGCAGCGGCUGCGCACCGUCAGAGGGCAGGCUCAGCUUCUGCACGCCGUGCCUGCAGGAGUGCCUGAAGCCCAAGAAGCCAGUCUGCGGGGUGUGCCGCAGCACCCUGUCACCCGGGAGCAGGGCUCUGGACUUGGAAAAGCAAAUUGAAACGACAGAAACCACUUGCAACGGCUGCAAUAAAAAAAUGUACCUGUCCAAGAUGCGCAGCCACGCAGCCUCCUGCUCCAAGUACCAGAAUUACAUCAUGGAGGGCGUGAAAGCCGUGACUAAGGAGCCCCUGCACAGCACCAGGAGCUUCCCGAACCGCUUCACCUUCCCCUGCCCGUACUGCAGCGAGAAGAACUUUGACCAGGAGGGGCUGGUUGAGCACUGCAAAGCUUUGCACAGCAUGGAUGCAAAACAAGUGGUGUGCCCAAUUUGUGCCUCAAUGCCGUGGGGGGACCCCAACUACAGGAGUGCUAACUUCAUGGAGCACCUGCAGAGACGCCACCGCUUCUCCUACGACACCUUUGUGGAUUACGAUGCUGAUGAGGAUGACAUGAUGGCGCAGGUUUUGAUGCGCUCCCUGCGGGACAAGUGAUGCAGCCAGAGCAUUUACUGCAACCCAAGCUUCCACGAGGGGGAAAUGCCCAGCAUCCUUGCACUUCUCCCUGCGCAUCCCGAGAUUAACUCAGGCAUCCAGAAGAGCAGAAGACUUUAAUCCUAUCUCAGAUUUAAAUCCUGGUUUGAUAUUUCUGUGCCACUCAGUCUUUUGGUAUCAUGGUCUCUGACAUUCAGCCCUGUCAGCCCCAUUUUUAUACUUGCUUAGACUCAGCUCCAUUGUAGAUCAACACGGGAGAACCAAGGCUUUUUCCUUUGCCUAUGCCUAUAGGUUUCUUUGAACGUUGUGUUUAUUUGACUGUCUAAAAUCAAAAACAUUCCAAAUGGAAUGGCCUGAACUAGAUAAUAAACCUCUUCCCAAUCUCCUUUACAUAUCUCAAGUGUUUGUACGUGAGGUGCACUGGUGGCUCUGCUCCCCUUUAGUGAGACUUCAGGUGCUAACUGUAGCUGUCAGACCAGCUCUCAUUUGAGCGACCUCUGAUACCUGUGAUUCCAUAAUGUCUCCCAGUGUUCCAAUCCUUACAGGCAGCCUCCCAACUGUAUGGAAAACAUAUCCUCAGUAUGAGUGUUCAAACUGCUAACUUUUCUAGGAAAUCUCUGCACUGUGUGAAAACUAGUUCAAAAUACUUCUGUUCUAUGCAUGAUGAUUACUUUCCUCCAUACUCUUACUAUAAUUUCUAGCCUGGAAAAUGAUCUUUAGCGUCGGUCUUAGUUAAAAUGCAUAAUUUUUAAACUAUUUUAGCAAAUAUUAAUCAAAAUUGCUGGCUUUGUGAUUAAAUUGGUGGGUUUGAAACUGGUUUCCUAGUAAUUUUAAGCCUUAUGCUGAUAGGGGAAUUCAGAAGGUUUUUCUCAAUACCUCGGCUUUCUAUUUAAACUAAAAUUUUCAUAUAUGUUCUUGGGUUUUCCAUCUCGCACGGCAAGCUGGUGGGAAAACUUAGGAGUAUUCAUAGCUCUGGCAUAGCACUUCCUUUCUGCAUCACAGGUUUUAUCAGGUAUUUUGGGUUCCUGUUCUUCAUUUAAAUGUCCCUGGAGUGGCUGAAGCUGUACUUGCAUUGUUUGCCAUCUGGCAGUGUGUGUAGAGCCAGGUGUAGCUUUCAAGGAAAAGUGAAACAGAGCCCUGAAAGCCCAAAGUUCAGCCCCUGCUCAGUGGAUACUCUGUGUUCAAGCCUACACUUCUACCAUGGAGAUUCCUUAACUUUAGUGCGAUGCUUUGAUGAAGUUCACGGUGGAGCUGCUGAGAUCUAAGGCGCCUGACCAGAGCCUGUCAGUCAGUGUCGAGAUGUCCAGUGCAAGCGCUGGAAUUGGAGCCUGCACCACCCCAGCCCUGAGUGCUAAUUGAGUACUAAUUAAUUGAUUGAGCAGUAAGCUCCUCCCAUGGUGCUCUGCAGCGCAGCCUUACCCUGAAGAUAAUGAAACGCCCUCCAGCUGAAGCCUCAGCGUGCAGCCCGAGCUCCGGCUCUCUGCUGCCGUGGCGUUUGCGUUUCUUCCCCCGGUGGAGCUGUCACGCUCCCACCCUGAGCCCCUGCGGGGGCCUGGGAGCAGGGCUGUGGGGCUGGGGACGUGGGACCCCUGGAGCCCCUGGUUCCGUGGGGACAGUGCUGUGUUUGGGGGUGCUUGUUGGAGCGCUUGGCCUGCAGAGAGGUGACGGGCUCCGGGGGCCUGGACGGCGUCUCUGGGCUCUGGUCACGGUGCAGUUUGGUGAUGCCCCUUGCCAGGAAUGCAGAUUCCUGCUUCUGUUCUAAGUGCACUUCCAUGCAGCUCUGAUAGAACGUGUAAGGAGCAAUUAGAAGCUUCCAAGCAAUCUGCCAUGUUUUUGACUUUUGAAGACAAGUUACAAAUAAAGGUCAUUUAAUUUAUAAAAUCCUA